AAUUUCAACCUACAGAGUAGUGCCGCCGUUCGCGCGACACGGUUGUGCGUCGCCGCCGUGGUGAGCGUGUAAUUUAAGUUGAGUGAGAGAAAAGAGAGAGAAAGGAGAGCGAGAGAGGGGAGGGGCGGAUGGAGAAGUAACACUAAGGUGCUUGCGAUCAUUUCGUUCAGUGUUGUCGUCAGUAACAGUGGAUAUGCGGUGAUGUUAGGUGAUUGCCUUUAAGACACCCACGCAAGUAGACUACAGAAGAUAGAUUUUUUCCGUGGCAAGUGGACAGCAAUUGUGACAAAUAAAGUGACUAUCAAAAUUAUUCUUUCGAAAUCGCAUGAUUUUCUCAUCUACCGAAAGAGACUAUUUCGCGUCGGCGAUGCGCCGGUCAACAUGUGAAUUGUGAACUGUACGCGCGUCUGUUUUUGUUUUCUUUCGUUCGUCCCGGCGUUAUCAGUGUGAGGCAUCUUGUUAAAAGCCGCGUUUCUUCCUACCCGAGCUUCCUCGCAAUUGGAGUAAGUGAUUACCAUCUUACCAGUUAUCGCCGUUGUCGACACGUCGUCGCAUCGAGAUCGACGAUGCCGUACGUGGUGAUCGCGCAACAUCGAGCGACGCCGAAUUGGAUGUUCGUGUCCGGAGUCAGUGCGGUCAUAUGAUAAAUGUAGAACACGCUGUAUCCCCGUUUUUCUUUUUGUUUUUACCUUCCUUUUCUCUCUUUUUAUUUGAUUCCCUCCUUCCCCCCUUUCCCCCCAUUCAAUUUUGGCCAUCAUAACCAUUUGUCUUGCCGAAAUUAGUGAAUCUUUGCACGUGACUACUAGUGAUGUGUUAUUUCGCGCUGUCGAACGGUGCAUUUAUUCAUGUGCUAUCUCGCGUAGCUUGAUACGUCACGUGUCGUUCUGCUGCGUCACAAAACGCGAUCCGAGAGGUGAUGGAGUGAAGCAACGGACUGGAAAGAAAGAGAGAAAAAUUGUUUUUGCCAUAGAGCGUGCGCGCGCUUACGGGCGCAUGACGGGCAUGUGCAUGUUGCUCAAUUUAAUUCUGUUCGCGUUCGCGUUGAGUAGGAAUUACUGUACAGUCGCGUACAUAUUGAUAAAACGCGUGACUUAACAGUCGCGUGACAAAAGGGUGAAAGAAGAGAGAGAAAGAGAGCGAGAGGACAAUAUGAGUGAAAUGACGAGUGUCGAAACGCAGCAGCAGCAGCAGCAGCAACAACAACAACAACAAUACGUAGGUGGUAGCUCGAAUUCAGAGCAUCACUGCAAGGACUGCGGUGUCAAUUUCGAGAGUGAGAAGAGUCUGGAAGUGCACGUGCGCUAUCAUCAGGAAAACCUGCUAAAUCAGUGGGCUAAUAAAGCGCAGCAGCAGGAAGAGAGUAAUAAUAACCACAGCAAGACUGGCAAUCAUAAUAACCACGUCAACCGCGACGUAACUGUGCCGACGGACUCGAGUGAUCCAUCAUCAAUGUCGCCUUCUCAAGAUCCAGCAUCCUCGCAGCAGCAGCAGCAGCAGCAGCAGCAGCAGCAACAGCAACAUCAACAUCAGCAGCAGCAGCAUCAGCAUCAGCAGCAGCAACAACAGCAGCAGCAGCAGCAGACGCCUCAACAGCAACAGCAGCAGCCUACUAUACAUGCAAUUGCAUGUCCGUCGUAUGAUCCGUUUCAAGCAUCAAUGUUUACCGAACCCAGCUAUUUUAUUCAAAACGAUCAAUCAUACAUGAUACCACAUCACUUCUCGCCUUCGCAAGAAGAAGCACAAAGUAAUGGCGGUAACGGUAACUACACUUCGCGCUAUCAUCCGUAUCCGCCUUAUUCUACGGAUCGUGUGGCAUCUAACUCCACUAGCCCGCAAAAUCCGCCGUUUCAGUGCGACAAAUGCGGCAUUGUUUACGAGGACGCGAAUCAACUAGGCGAGCAUAUGAGGACGAGCCAUUUAGAUUCGCCGAGUGCGUAUCCGUCCGCGCCUCAAUAUCAACAGUUGGGCAACAGUCCCCAGCAGCAAGGCCAGCAGUUGCAUCCAUCGCCGCCUCUUUCAAACCAGCCUCAACAACAAUCUGCCUACGAUUAUAAUGGCGGGCAGACAAGCAAGGUGGACGUGAAGCAAGAACCUGAAGAGCAGGCAGAGAUUCUCGAUCUGGAUUCUCACAAAGUGCAAACGCAUAGAUAUGAAGAAGAACUCAUGAGACUUCAACAGCAGCAGCAGCAACAACAUCAGCAACAGCAACAGGGUCUCCAGAUGCAGAUGCAUCAUCAGCAAGUAAUGCAACAGCAGCAGCAACAACAACAGCAGCAGCAACGAAUCGGGUCGCAUUCGGUGAGUUCUAUGCUAAGCUGGGCGCCAUCGGCCGCUCCACCCCAUGAUUAUCAUCCCGUGAUCCCGACAAUGGGCCCCAUAGACAAUGUCCCGCCGAUAACCGAUCAGAGUCAGUUCAUACGCGGCCAGCACAUGCCCGUGGAACACGGACAUCAAAGUUCCACGAUAAUCACGAGCACGCAACCGAUAUCGAGCCAUCAGAUGCCGGCAGGUUUUGUGCAGCAACCGCCGAAAGCGCCUGGCGCGAUGGCGAAUCAAUCUUGGAAAAGCAACGAGCCGCGUCGACCGAAGACCUACAAUUGCUCCGCGUGCAACAAGUGGUUUACCAGCUCUGGCCAUCUGAAAAGGCAUUAUAACACGACAUUGCACAAAAACGCUGUCAAGAACGGUAAAGAGCCUGAUCCGGCGUCGUUACCGAUUAGCGCUCAUCAUCAUCCCGCUAGAGAUAACAGCGCUGCUCAUCCGGGCAGCGGACGAAACGGCGGCGCACCCACGCGCUCCCCGGACUUAUCUUCAAGGAGUCCCCCAAACUUGAUGGCAGGUCCCUCGGGCGAGGCGACGGGGGACCUGCUUCACACGCCCACCAUGCCCUGCAACAACAAUUCCAGCAGCAGCAACAGCAGCAACGACUCCUCGGCAGCGGCACUGGUUCAGCAACAGCAGCAACUUGUCCACCUGCCCCACUCGGGAAUAAUGCCGCUCAAUUCGCCAAUUCCGUCGCCGUUGGCGGGGCAUCAUCAGCAACAAAUGGGUUCUGUGCCUCAGUUGGGCCUCCAGCAGCAGCAGCAGCAGCAGCAGCAGCAGCUUCACCUGCCAACGGUUUCACCGGGCCAAUCGGUGCAUUCCACGACUUCGCCCAUGCCUCCUCCGGUGGUAUCGCACAUGAACUGCCCAUCAUCGUCCCACCACACGUCGCACAUGACUUCGCCGCAAGGUACAGUCCAUCCGGUCCGGAUGAUUUCACCCACGGUGAUGGGGGGUACUACGAUGCCUCAUCAGCAGUACCCAAACGCCUUGCCCCCCCACGUUACAACUACUACCAACAUCCCGGCGGUCCUGCUGGAAUCUACCAAAGUGGUUAUCCCAAUACAGCUAACUACUAUUGGUAACGAACAGAGCGAGCAGCAGCAGCAGCAACAGUCGGAUAUGCUGCCCAGUUUCGGGACCAUCGAGCAAAAUCUUAUGCCGAGUUUUCAAGCAUUCAGCAUAUCUAGUAGAUUAGUAGUAGAACCGAGUCAAUUACAGCCUAUUAACGUGGGGGGGCUAAGUGCGGAGGAAACUAUUCCUCAAGAAUCAUACGAUUCUUCCGCAUCGAAGUAUGAUCUAUUUUCAUCAACACGUAAGAUGCCCGAUGAAACAAUGUUCCUUUUUGCGAGUGACAUCUGCGUGGAGGCGGAAUGUUUGUUAAGCCAACGGCUGGAGCAGACACAGCUCCAUGAUUUUGUUUGUGAGAGAAACAAUAAUAUCAAGUUAGAAGCGAAGGAAGAUGUGGACCCAAACAUGCUCGGCGCGCAACCUAAAAAAGGGCGCAAGAGCAAAGCCGGCACAAGCAAGCAACGUCAAGUUAUCACUACUAACGAAACUAAUUGCAUUUCGCAAGACGGCUUUCAUAAAUGCUAUGACUGUGACAAGACCUUCAACAAAGCCUGCUACCUUACGCAGCAUAAUAAAAGUUUUCAUUCGGGUGACAAACCGUUUAAGUGCGUUCAAUGCGGCAAACGUUUUCCAGAUGAAGUAGUGCACGGAAAGCACAUGCAAAUGCAUACAUUAGCAAGAAGGCAUCAAUGUGAUGUAUGUCCGAAAGUUUUUGCCCAUAAAACAGAUCUUAAACGACACUCCUGUGUCCACACUGGUAAAAGACCGUUUAAAUGUGAUUUAUGUGGCAAAGGUUUUAUCAGACAAGAUCAUAUGAAAAAGCAUCAGAAUACACAUACCAAGAAAGCACGGGCCCUAGCCACACGGCAGUGUGCACGGUUUGGUCAGCGGUACCAACGGUGCAACACUCCACGAUUUAACGUUCAACAUAACAUCAUCAAUGCUGGAGAAGCAACUCAAUGCUUCGAAAAUAACCCACAGCCCGACUAUAGCGAAAACGAAAAAAAAUCUCAGUGAAGGCUUUAGCGCGAUCUCGAUGACAGAAAGCUCACACAAAUCGUUCCACGUAUUGAUGGCACUAAUUAAUCGAUGCAUGAUUAAUUAAUGGUAAAACGAGCCAAUCACCGAGACUGCGAUCCAUCUUCACGGAGCAAAUUUCGAGAACGCAUACAAAUAUGCAAUUGUGGUAAAUGUCCACCUCGCUCUAACGAAAUAACAUGUUCAUAAUCGUUUUUUUGCCACUUGUUUAUUGAAGUGAUUAGUUUCAGAUCUGCUCAUUUGAUAUUUUACGUUAAUUAUUUAAGCUUGUAUUUUGUGCCCGUUGUUGUUAAAAAGAAUUAUCUCCAACAUGGACUGUGUACGAGCAUUCAAUCAAGUUUGUUUAUUUGUACUUUUAUCUCAGAAAUGAAUAAGAAAUAUGCUUAUUUGGUCAUUGUUCCGUUAAGAAAUAAGUUUAUAAUAUAGAUAUAUAUAUUUUGCAUUACAUACAAGGUGGGUGUUCAUUCGAAACAGUUUGCAUUUUUGAGGCACUUGAUCGAUUUUUUAAUAGAAAACAAAAAUUAAAGAAUUGUUAGUUUAUUGCUUAUAAUAUGUGAUCUUUGUUGCUCUUGUGAAACAAAUAAAAUUUUAUAUUUUAUUUAUAAUUUUCAUGGUGCAUGCAUAAGU
Molecule: messenger RNA, 5058 nt
Organism: Linepithema humile (Argentine ant)
Lineage: Eukaryota; Metazoa; Arthropoda; Insecta; Hymenoptera; Formicidae
Product: transcription factor Zelda-like
Biological process (GO): regulation of transcription by RNA polymerase II
Cellular component (GO): nucleoplasm
Molecular function (GO): RNA polymerase II cis-regulatory region sequence-specific DNA binding; DNA-binding transcription repressor activity, RNA polymerase II-specific
Source: RefSeq, a predicted model, not a curated record